Messenger RNA from Scylla paramamosain (green mud crab), 5515 nucleotides. Its product is annotated as RYamide receptor-like. Bases 1789 to 3183 code for a protein of 464 amino acids. Gene Ontology annotation, biological process: neuropeptide signaling pathway. The transcript is spliced from 5 exons. Gene Ontology annotation, molecular function: neuropeptide Y receptor activity. Lineage: Eukaryota; Metazoa; Arthropoda; Malacostraca; Decapoda; Portunidae. Gene Ontology annotation, cellular component: plasma membrane. The record is from RefSeq and is a predicted model, not a curated record.
GCACAGUCAGUAAGGCCGCGACCACCGUACGGGGAGGAUGUACACUCUCUCGCUCCUCGCCCUCCAUCACUGAUCCGAUUUAAUUCUUGCCUCCCGCGCCCUCGUGACCCAGCGCCUUACACCUGCUCUUCUGCCGCGACCCAGGUGACCUUUCGCGCCCAUCCACCUGACCUUAGUUGGGUCUCGAAGGGUCAUUUAAGGUCACGAAAGGAAGAAAUUUGGGAAGUUAGGUGGAAUGUGAAAGUGAACCAGUGAAGCAGUGAGAUUGAACCAGUGAAGAGAAAGAGAGAGAGAGAGAGAGAGGGAGUGAAGCAGUAAAACCCACAGCAGUUAAGUGAACCUUUUGAAGUGAAGCAUUUACGAAUCAAAACUAUAAAAAAAAUGGAAUUGAAGCAUAACAACCUUAAAUGAAAAAUGUGAAGCAGUGAAACAGUGAACCUCUAAGAAGUGAAGCAGUGAAACAGUGAAUUCUUAAACGUGAAACAGUGAAGAAACGAAACCAGAAAAGCAUGACAGUGAAGAAAAACAACCUUAAAAGAGAAGUGAAGUGAACCAUUGAAUGAAUAACAGCGAAACAGUGAAACCAUUGAAAACAUAACGGUAAUUUAGUGAUCCUUUAUAAGUGAGACAACGAAACCUUAAAAGUGAACAAGUGAACCAGUGAACCCUUGCAAGUGAACCAGUGAACCAGAAAAGUGAAGCAUGAUAAGAGAACCCAAACGAACCAGUGAAAUGAACCAACACGGUGAACUGGUGCAGGGAGGAGGAUAAAGGAGGAAGGGAAGAAGUGAAGAGGAGAAAGAAAAAGAAAAAGAGGAGAAAGAGGAAGAGGAAAGAGACACGAAAUCUGCAUGAGUGACUAAAGAAAAUAAAAAAAGGGAAAAAGAAGAGAAGAGAAAGAAAAGAGAGAAAGAGAAACAGCACGUGCACGAUUCGUAUCAUACAAAACACACACACACAUACACACGAACACAAAGAAAAAAAAAGAGAAAAGCAGAGAAAAUACAAAGAAAAAACAGCUAAAAGGAAAGAAAAAAACUAAAGCAGGAAUAGAAGACAGAUAAAUAAUGUGAAAAUAAAAAAACGACGAAAAAAAAACAAAAAAAACAAACAAACAAACAGGCAACCAACACACAAGAACACACACAUACACACACACACACAGACACACACGAACUGCACCAGAAGCUUAUCAGUCAAAAAAAAAAAAAAAGAGUAAUUACAACAAAAAAGACUGAAUUUUGUGAGCAUCUAUGAACAACAAGAUAAGAAGAGGAACUAGAGAAGAGAUAGGAGAGAUAAAGAGAGUCAAGGUGGUACGAGGUGGAAAACUGUGCUAGGGGGGAGAGGAGGAGGAGAAGGAGGAGGAGAAGGAGGAGGAGGAGGAGGAGGGAAAGGACGCAAGAUAAAACAGACAGAUACUGACAGAUAACACGAGGCAGAUAAGAAGGAACCAAUGCAGUACCUUCUCCAAUCUGUCAUUCAUUUCUCUCCCUCCUUCGUUCACUAAAAGAAAGGAAGGAGAGAAAGAAGAGUGAAGGAAUAAAGAAAAAAAAAGGGCAGCAAAACGAAAAGAUAAAAGACGAGAGACAACCGCACACACGCACACGCGCACACACACACACACACACACGCACACAAUGCACAAAGCCAAACACAAAAUGACCACAGGAAACGUACACAAAACAAUACCACGAGAGAAAACGGAAGCUUACACGCUACCAACAAGGUAAUACCACAACACCACACCACACCACCACACCACACCACCACACCACCACCACCACCAUGACCGCCGCUGCCUACCGCCUCUCCAAAUUCCUGGCAAUACCGGAGAACCUGAGAAACGAGACGGAAAGCGUUCUGGCACAAUGCUCCGCGAACUUAACCUCACCGGAGACUUUGAAUGCCGCCUGUGACUCCUGCAAUGCCACGGGGGUCCAGCGGCUGUGGGAGGAGAGACUGUGUGACAUGCCUCCAACACCUGGGUUCGAUUCCGCUGUUUACGUCCUCUACAUCACCAUCCUCAUCGUUGCCGUGCUGGGGAAUUCCGUAGUGGUGUACAUCGUCUGUUCGUCGGAAAAAAUGCGAACUGUGACAAAUUAUUUCAUAGCGAACUUAGCCAUCGGUGACUUGUGCAUGGCUAUCUUCUGUGUCCCUUUCUCCUUCAUCAGCACGCUAAUCCUCAAGUUCUGGCCGUUUGGGGGACACCUGUGCGUGGCUGUCAAUUACCUACAAGCGGUGUCUGUGUUUGUGUCCGCGUACACCUUGGUAGCGAUCAGCCUGGACCGCUACUUGGCCAUCAUCUACCCACUCAGGCCACGGAUGACCCGCUGCCAGGCCAAGAUCAUUAUAGCGAGUGUCUGGGUGCUGUCCCUCGCCACCACCUUACCUGUCGCUGUUUACUCCCGCCUCCUCACGCCGCCUGUCAACUUCUACGCGCUCAUGGGCAGGCAGGUGUGCACGGAGGACUGGGGGUCAGAGCCGUCGGAUAACGAGUCCAGGGUGGCGUACAGUGUCGCCCUUAUGUUGCUACAGUACUUCCUCCCGCUCACUGUGCUUGUGUUCACGUACUCCCGCAUCGCCAUGGUGGUGUGGGGCAAGAGGACGCUCGGGGAGACGCCGGCCAGAGUGGACAGGAUAGCCAGGAGUAAGCGGAAGAUGACCAAGAUGAUGGUGACAGUGGUGAUGGUGUACACUCUCUGCUGGCUUCCCUUCAACGUACUGAUGGUGGUGCGGGAGCUGUGGGUGGUGGACUCGUGGCCCUACAUGAUGCAGGUGUGGGCUCUGUUCCAUUGGCUGGCCAUGUCCCACACCUGCUACAACCCGAUUAUCCUAUGCUGGAUGAACACUAAAUUCCGCUCUGGCUUCUGUUCCCUGGCGUACACCCUGCCCUGCCUGCGCCGAUGGGUGGACAGCUGGUUCUUCACCCCUGACGAGGCUGACCUUCUGAAAGCCACCACGACCUUCCCCUGCCACCACUACCCACGCAGCGCCUCCAGCAGACUCGUGACCAUCUCUCUGAAGGAUGACACGAUAAUUUUCAAGAGCCGCAACAUUAAUGAAGACGAACCCGAGACAAGCGAAGCACCGAGGCACCGGAACUCAAGCAGCAACGAUUCGAACCACCGCCUCAGUGAGUCUUUAAUGAGCGAACCUGCGAACCACAACUCGAACCAGUGAUCUGAGUGCUUCUGAACCCUUCAAAUGAGACGUGAGUGCUUCGGAACCCUGCAAACCUUUGAAACUAGACUUAGAGGUAACAAAAUAGAUAAAACUUUCUAUUUCAAUAAAAGAAAACAUGAAAAUGGAAAAAAAAAAGUUGGGAAUUAAAUAAAACUCAUAUUUCAAUAAAAAAAAAUACCUGUGAUAGGAAAUAAUGAUGAAAAUAAGAUAAAACUUUCUUAUUUCAGUGAUAAAAAAAAAAAAACUGCAGGGACGAGAAAAUAAAGUUGGAAAUUGGAAGUGGAAUUAAAAACAAAAAUACUGUGGAAUGAGAGUGGAUGGAAAAUUAAAAGUGAAAUAAAAUAAAACUUUCGUCUUUCAAUUAUAAAAAAAAAAAAACUUUGAUGAGGAAAAUAUGAACUGGACUUACAAAAAAAAAAAUACUUCAAAAUAAGUGUGGACGGGAAACUGAGAUGAGAAAACAGACAAUUUUCAUCCACCGUUUCAUGAGACAGUUCGAAUCUUUAAGUGAAGCUUCAAAUUGCAAAAAAAAAAAAAAAAAAAAGAAAAAAGAAAAAGAUUAAUUCUCAACUUCAUAGGUGUUUAAUGCUACUACUGCUAAUACUAUUAUCACCACCACCACCACCACCACCACUACUACUACUACUACCACUACUACUACUACAACUUCUACUACCUGUUAUUUCGCUGUUGUUGUUGUUGUUGUUGUUUGUUAUUAAUGUUGUUACCUGUCUGAAAUCCCACCUGUCUGUCAAUUGCUUCAUUUGUACAAACUAUUGCUGACAACACUGUAAUAUAUUCAGUCACAACUCCUACUGCUCUGUAUUUAAAUGUGUGUGUGUGUGUGAUUCAGAGUGACCCAACACGCACAAACUAUAAAAUAAUCAAAAACAGAAGACUGAAACAAUUUUUUCUUCACCAUUUCGAAAUUUAAUACACCCCGCCCAAAAAAUAUAUAUACUAAUACUACAUCAAAAAAUAAAAAAUAAAAAUGUACAUAAUUCGUGGCUUUCAAAAUCUUUAAAAACAACUCAAAACUCAAAAUUUUCUCAUGUAUUUUUUUUUUCAAAUUUCAAAGGGGAAGAAAACUUGAGAUUUCAAAAACAAUCAAAACUACACAUAUCAUAUAAAACUGUUUCCUCUGAGCAGUGGGAAAAAAAAUAAAAACAAUCAAAAUAACAAAAUAACACAAAUGUGGCUUUUAAAAUGUGUCUUUCUUUACUUUUAUGAGAGAAGUGUUGACAGGAAAGAAGAAGAAGAAGAAGAAGAAGAAGAAGAAGAAGAAGAAGAAGAAGAAGAAGAAGAAGAAGAAAGAAGAAGAAGAAGAAGAAGAAGAAGAAGAAGAGAUUUCGUUUCACUGUUUUGCUCUCUCUCUCUCUCUCUCUCUCUCUCUCUCUCUCUCUCUCUCUCUCUCUCUCUCUCUCUCUCUCUCUUCUCUCUCUCUCUCUCUCUCUCUCUCUGUCCAUUGUAACUCUCCUUCUCAUUACCUUCCAUUCUCCUCUUUCAUUUUCCCUCUCCCUCUCCCUCUUCUUCCUUUCACUCCUUCCCUACUUCCUUCCUUCCUUCCUUCCUUCCUUCCUUCCUUCCUUCUUCACAGCUUUCCUUUGCAGGUUUCCAGUCUCUUUACCAGUUCCUCUUACUCCUCUUUCUUAUUGCUAUUGUCGCUCCUCCUCCUCCUCCUCCUCCUCCUCCUCCUCCUCCUCCUCCUCCUCCUCCUCUCCUCCUCCUCUUCUUCCAUCGCCUGCAGUGUGAAACCUUCCUAACUUUUUAUUAAUCUGUUUAUUACAUAUCUUAUUGAAAAGGCCGGGAACUUCUAUUUUUAUUUAUUUAUUUUUCUUAUUCAAUUUGGUUGUAAGUUAACUAUGUGUGUAUAUUCUUAAUAUGUCUAUCUGUCUAUCUUUCUUUCUGUCUGUCUAUUUGUGUGGUUAUCAGUUUGUAAUGGCUGUCUAUCUGUUUGUCUGUCUAUUUAUCUAUCUGUCUGUUUGUCUGUCUAUUUGUUUAUUUAUCUAUGUUUAUCUGUCUGUCUGUCUAUCUAUCUGUCUAUCUAUUUAUCUAUUUAUUUGUUUAUCUGUCUGUCUAUCCAUCUACGUAUGCAUCUUUUUAUUUAUCUAUCUGUCUAUCUAUCUAUUUAUCCACCUUUCUAUCUAUGUUUCUCUCUAUCUAUCUAUCUGACUAUUAAUUUCUAUCCCCUUCUAUUCCUUUACUUUCACUUCCUCAGCUCCAUUAGUGCACGUGUAGUCUCUCUCUCUCUCUCUCUCUCUCUCUCUCUCUCUCUCUCUCUCUCUCUCUCUCUCUCUCUCUCUCUCUCUCUCUCUCUCUCUCUCUCUCU